Messenger RNA from Carya illinoinensis, 939 nucleotides. RefSeq lists its product as uncharacterized. NCBI's taxonomy places the organism in Eukaryota, Viridiplantae, Streptophyta, Magnoliopsida, Fagales, Juglandaceae. The record is from RefSeq and is a predicted model, not a curated record. The transcript has a single exon. Bases 1 to 939 code for a protein of 312 amino acids.
AUGGAGGAAGACUUAGCAAGACAAUGGGAGGGGCUUUGCUUUACUGAGAAGGAGAAAGAAGGGCUGGUUCUACCAGCAAAAGUACUGCACAGUGCACUGCAUUAUGGCAAGUAUUGCCUAUUAGCAAUGAUAGUGUCGGAGAAGUUUAUAAACAAAGAAGCAUUCAAAGUCACUAUGACUAAGAUCUGGAAAUGUGAUAGCUGGGUCCAGUUUACAGAAGUUGGAUCCAACAAGUUCCUGAUUGAGUUUAACUUGGAGGAAGACAUGAAAAGAGUAAUUGCAGGAAGACCCUGGUCCUUUGAUAGAUGGCUGAUAUGCCUGCAGCCAUUUGAUAGCAGCAAGUCAAUUGGAGAAACCACCUUCACUAAAGAGGAGUUUUGGGUCCAAGUUUUCAACAUGCCUUUUGGGUGUAUGACACGGGAGAUUGGAAUGCAGGUGGGCAAUAAUGUAGGAAAGGUGGUAAAAGUUCAUGUUGACCAACGAGGCAUUGGAUGGGGGAAGUUCUUAAGGAUAAGAGUUGAAAUAGACAUAACAAAGCCUCUUCUCAGGGGGAUAUUCAUAUCAGUGGAAGGGAAGCAAACUUGGAUCCAGUUGAGGUAUGAGAGACUACCAUCCUUUUGUUUUAACUGUGGCACAAUCAAGCACACAACACAGGGGUGCAUUUUAAGUAGAAAUGAAGAAAAGCAGCAGUAUGGAGCAUGGCUAAGGGCAGCUGCUCCUAGAGAAAGUGACUUGCUGUUCAAAAAGUAUGGCAAUGACAUGAACCCAGAAGCUGAACCAGAGAGGCAGUCAUGGAGGAAAAAAGAGGAGGUAAGGGAUGAAGUCCAAUCGAGGCAACACAGUAGUCAGAAGGUAGAUCAGAAACUGACCAGGGAAGUCACAGACCCACGUUUGGCUACUGCAACACCUACUGCCAAAGGACCAGAGCAGAGUAGAUAG